Molecule: messenger RNA, 1392 nt
Organism: Tricharina praecox
Lineage: Eukaryota; Fungi; Ascomycota; Pezizomycetes; Pezizales; Pyronemataceae
Product: nuclear protein DGCR14
Exons: 2
Coding region: 1-1392 (463 amino acids)
Cellular component (GO): catalytic step 2 spliceosome
Source: RefSeq, a predicted model, not a curated record
AUGGCUUCACCAGUCCCAACCUCGUCAAAUGCGCUUAUUAGGCGCUCCACGGAGACAGACCUCAUGCCACCACCACCUCCACUGAAGCGGAUCAAGCGGCCGGCGCAGGUGCUCGACGAAGAUAGCUACACUGAGGCGCUUUCCGAGAUCAUAGCUCGCGACUUCUUCCCGGGCCUCCUAGAAACCAAGCACCAGCAAGAGUACCUCGACGCGCUCGACUCGCACGAUCAAGCGUGGAUCGCCGAAGCGUCGCGUAGGCUCACCGAGGUGAUGAACACACCGCAGCACCGACGACGAGGGACGUCCUUCGCUACUCCACGGUUCCGGGAGCGGUCAGCUACGCCGGCAAUGGUCGCGACACCGCGGACAGGCGGCGAGGAGGAGGAAGUGGAGGAGAGGAAGAAGCCGAAGAUGGAUACUACGCUCUCGUUGGACGCCUUCCAGAGCAAGUAUACGUCAGAGGACAACGCGUCGUUCAAUACCCUUUUGGAUAAGCAAAACGAGAAGCGGCGGAAUGCGUAUUCAUUCCUGUGGAACGGGAAUCAUAUGGUGGGAUUUAGGACAAAGGCGCAUCAGAAGCGGCUGAAGGCGCAGGAGGAGGAGAGAGAAAGGACUGGCGAGCAGAAACUUAUCGUUGCGCCAGAUGAGCGCCCGGCGGUCCCGAAUACGUGGAAGGCGGAACCGCGGAAUGGGCUCAUGUUCACUCCGGACCAGUCCCCUCCCCCGCCGGAGAAGAGUGAGCGCGAGAGGGAGCUCCCACCAAAAUCAGUGGUGUAUGCGAACACACGGAUGCCGCCGCCCGGCGCAGCGCCCCAGGAACGUGCAUCAUCUCCAACGCCAUCCGCAAUCUCAGAUGCGAUCGCGGGAAGACCCCGUCCUCUGGAAUCGGAAGCGGACUUUGGUUUCCGGAGUGUAGAGACACCCCGUGUAAACGGCUACAGCUUUGUCGACUCAGCGCCAUCACCCUCACCAGCCUCCCUGGGCGCGCCACCUCUCACGUGGGGUGCCGUCGCCGCCAUCUCCGACACCACGCCCGCACCCUCUCCAUUCAAGAUCGCCGCCACCCCGAAACGGGAACUACUCCACCACCGCAUGGUCGAAAAGGUCGCCAAGGGCAAGCGCGUCGCGAAUCCAUCCACAACCAUUCCCGCAGCGUCGCCGAGGAUGACGCCGCUGGGCGGUGCGGGCAGGGGGAGAGAGAUCCCGAAAUUCGGCAGUAGUCCUGCUAUGACGCCUGCGGGACAGAGGCUGUGGGGGAAUCUUACGGAGCGGAAGGGAACGGGGUUGAGGGAGAGUAUUCUGGGGAAGGGCGGGAGAGCGGCUGCGACGCCGGCGAUGGGCGGGAGUGCAAAGCCAUUCCGGUGGGAUCCCACGCCUAGAGCUUCGAAGUAG